Messenger RNA from Vidua macroura (Pin-tailed whydah), 861 nucleotides. RefSeq names its product Fas ligand (gene FASLG). Gene Ontology annotation, molecular function: tumor necrosis factor receptor binding. The record is from RefSeq and is a predicted model, not a curated record. Gene Ontology annotation, cellular component: membrane. NCBI's taxonomy places the organism in Eukaryota, Metazoa, Chordata, Aves, Passeriformes, Viduidae. Gene Ontology annotation, biological process: immune response; positive regulation of canonical NF-kappaB signal transduction; extrinsic apoptotic signaling pathway via death domain receptors. The transcript has 4 exons. Bases 1 to 861 code for a protein of 286 amino acids.
AUGCAGCCGCAGCAGGGCAGAGCCGCCCCCGGGGCUCGGGCUGCGCCCGGCCCGGCGGGGUUCGGGCGCCGCAAGGACGAGCCCAGCAGGCAGGUCCGGCCCGUGCCGCUGCCGCCCGUGCAGCAGAACCUGAACUACUACCCGCAGAUCUUCUGGGUGGACGGCUGUGCCGACGCAGGGGCUCCCUGCCCCACGGCUGCCCCCGCGGCUCCUUGCCCAGCGCCCGUCCCCGAGCGGGGCAGAAAGCCACGGAACGGCAGCGAAAGGAGGAGCGCCGGCUUCCUCGUGAUGUUCUUGCUGAUCCUGGUGGCCUUCACCGGAGUGGGGCUGAGCAUAUUUAAGAUUUUUCACCUGGAGAAGGAAGUGGAUGAACUCAGAGAGUCUGCCAGCGCUGAGCACAUCCCUCCAGCCUCUCAGAAACUCACAGGGCAGAGGAAGGAGGCGAGGAGGGCAGCCCAUGUAACAGGCAACCCAGCCCAGCAGGACCUGCCUCUGGAGUGGGAGCCCACCUCUGGCCAUGCCUACACCAGUGGCAUCCAGUACCACAACCGGGGGCUGCUGGUCAGCGAGCCGGGGCUGUACUUCGUGUACUCCAAGGUCCUGUUCCGCGGCAGCGCCUGCGACAGCCAGCUCCUGUCCCACGUGGUGUACAAGAGGAACCCGGCCUCGCCGGGCAGCCUCGUGCUCAUGGAGGACAAAGCCACCAACUUCUGCACGGGCCAGAGGAUGUGGGCCCGCAACAGCUACCUGGGGGCUCUCUUCAAGCUCAGGAAGAUGGACAGCUUGCACGUCAACGUCUCCAAAAUCGCCCUGGUGAACUUUGAGGAAUCCAAGACUUUCUUUGGUUUGUUUAAGCUUUGA